Molecule: messenger RNA, 2421 nt
Organism: Coniosporium apollinis CBS 100218
Lineage: Eukaryota; Fungi; Ascomycota; Dothideomycetes
Exons: 4
Coding region: 1-2421 (806 amino acids)
Biological process (GO): mitotic chromosome condensation
Cellular component (GO): condensin complex
Molecular function (GO): chromatin binding
Source: RefSeq, a predicted model, not a curated record
AUGCCGCGCGCACGAGAGCGACAGUCCGCAGUCGCGACACCACACAAGAAUCCUAUAAAAAUCCCCCUCAAUGACGACCGACAAGAAAAGGCGAACCGCCUGCACUCGCGCCAAGCGCUCCACGAAGCACAGAUAAACCACAUCCGGGCCGCGGCCACGCCCGUACGAAGACGACAGUCCAUCAUCGGCGGUACUGUUCAGACGCCAGAGAACAGAGAGAACGAUGGCAUGCCGGCAGUGGGAGGCAACGCGGUCACGCCCAUGAAGCGGGUGCCGAUUCUGGCGAACUUUGAGGAGUGGAUGAAGAUGGCUACGGAUAAUAAAAUCAACGCGGCGAAUUCGUGGAACUUUGCGCUGAUCGAUUACUUUCAUGAUAUGUCGCUUUUGAAGGAGGGGGAUGGGGUCAACUUCCAGCGCGCUAGCUGCACACUAGACGGAUGUGUCAAAAUCUACACGAGCCGAGUGGACAGCGUGGCGACUGAGACCGGCAAGUUGCUCAGCGGAUUGGCGGAUGGUGGCAACAGGAAGCGCAAAGGCGGGGAGGAGGGCGAGGCUGAUGGCGCGGAUGGAGAGGAAGAGGAGGAGGGCGAGGAGGGUGCCAAGAAGAAGAAGAAAAGGGCUCAGCGGUCAUCAGAAGCGACACUUGCGACAUCGUUCGCGCAGCUGCAGUUAAAGAAGAUGGAGUUGGAGUUCUCGGUCGACCCGCUGUUCAAGAAAGCGUCCGCAGACUUCGACGAAGGAGGCGCAAAGGGGCUGCUGCUGAAUCACUUGGCUAUUGACAGUAAAGGCAGGAUUGUGUUCGACAGCAGCGACGACGCUCAAGAUGCGGCCGCAGAAGAUCGAACAGACAGCUCCGCGGUCGAAGCGACAGAGACUGAUCAAACAGCGGCCGAUGAGGGUGCUGAAAACGAGAACUGCGAAAUCGAUAUCUCAACCCUCGCCGCCAAAUUCUUCCCCGAUCUGGCACGGUUAGACGAGCAAGAUAUCUGCCCUUCCCUGAAGAAUUUUGACCUCGGAGAUGCGAACGGCUCGCUUGACCUGCCUUUCCUCAAAGCACCAGAGGACUGGCGGCAAGAGCAGAAGAAAGACGAUGAAGACGAUGGGAACCGGUCUGGCAUCUUUCUGGACGAGGACAACGCAAUGGGUUUCGACGACGAUGACGGUGACGGAUUAGGCGGUUUUGGCUUGGUCGCUGAUGCAGGCUUUGGCGAAGGCGGCGAAGCGUGGGCUAAGGAGGCUGCAUUGGAACCUCAGAGACGCAUCCCCGUCGUGGCUCUAGGCGGCGAUGAAGACGAAGGACAAGAUGGUGCAGGAGAGGUUGGAGCCUUCGAGACCGGCAACAACCAAUACGGCGUCACUCUAACCCAGGGCAAAGCGGACGACCACGAAAACAUCCUAGAUUACUUCGACCAAGCACUACAAAAGAACUGGGCAGGACCCGAACACUGGCGGAUACGAAGAAUUAAAGACAUUGCAAAGGCGUCCUCGGCCGGUCCGACGAAGCGAAAAGAAAAAGAACCCUUUGCAAUCGAUUUCGCAGCACCAAUGUCACAGACUUUGGCAGACGCGCUGUACACACCAGCAGCAUCAAACUCCACCAUAUCCCUACCAAAAGCGCAAUGGAAAUCGAGAACAAGAAACCUGCUACCCGAUGACAAACACUUCAACUCCCGGCAACUGCUUCGGCUGUUCCUCAAGCCCAAGGCACGUAUGGGCUCAAGAAAGUCAGGACAGGCCAAUCAGACCGCAAGCAACCGCAUCGAUGAGGUGCCGGAGGGUGAAAUGGACGAAGCUUUCUGGGCGAAGAAGGAGGACCCCGCUGCUUCUGUUGAGGAAGAAGCACCACAGGGCAACUACGACGCGGACUUCUUCCAAGACGACGGUCUGGGACCUCCUGGUGGCGGGAUGAACGACGACGAUGAUGUGUUUGCGGAUGCUAGGGAGCAGUUCUCGCCUGCCCUGGACGGUAUGGAGGGCGUGCCGGCAGCAAUGGACGGUAUUUUAACCAGCAGUCAAGAGGGUGCUUUUGGGGCGCAGCUUGUCACACAGAGCCGAAGGCUACGGCCAGAGUACGUGCAGUAUGCCAGAGUGGCAAAGAAGGUGGACGUGAGACGGCUGAAAGAGGAGCUCUGGCGCGGGACAGGGUUCGAAAACGCAAUACCCGCUCCGGCACCCUCGAAAGCUCCAUCAGUACCGGUCAUGAAAACACAAGACGGUUCGCUGAGAUUCACCGAUCUCAUGAAUAGCUUGCAAGCGGUGUAUCCAAAGCAAGCGAUGGCGGACAUAUCCACGUCGUACUGCUUCAUCUGCGUCUUGCAUCUGGCAAACGAGAAGGGCUUGACAAUAGAGAAUCAGCCGGACUUCCAAGAGUUGAUGAUAAGACGAGAUCUAACCGCUGAGAUCACAGGCGAAGGUGAUUGA